Molecule: messenger RNA, 2022 nt
Organism: Macrosiphum euphorbiae (potato aphid)
Lineage: Eukaryota; Metazoa; Arthropoda; Insecta; Hemiptera; Aphididae
Source: the annotation of a GenBank genome assembly
AUGAGCGCGCUGUACGCGUGCUUCAUGAUGCUGACGUUGGCGUCAGCCACUUCUUUGCAAGACUGCGAGGCCGACAUGACGGGGUUCGAGCUGGUUACCGGGUACGUGUUUACGGCACCCGAUGACUUGCUGGACAGCAUACCCGGCACGCUGAUGUUGACCGACUGCCUGGAGGCAUGCCACGCGAACGACACAUGCGAAUCGGUCAACUACGAGACCGGUCUGUGCGUGAUGUUUUCGUCGAACGCCGACGCAUAUCCAGGAGCGUUGAGCAAGUCACAGUUUCCGGUGUUUACGAUAUACGCACAAAAGACAUGUUUGGGUAUAAAACCAUGUGAACGAGCCUGGUGUUUCGACCGGGUGCAGGGUUACAAGCUCAAAGGGUUUGGCAAGAAGAAGCUAGCCGCAACGUCGAGACAGGACUGCUUGGAGCUGUGUCUAGGCGAAAGAGAAUUUUCUUGUCGAUCGGCAAACUACAACAACGGUACGGCGGAAUGCGAUAUGUCUGACAUGGACAGGCUGACGGUAGCCGGCCAGGGGGCGUUCGAACCAGCUGCUGGCAUUGACUACUUGGAAAACAACUGCGUGGACGAGCCGGUCAAGCUGUGCGAGUUCAAAAAGUUCCCAGGCCGAAUACUGAAGACCGUCGAUUCCGUGUACCAGGACGUGGGUUCUCUGGAGGACUGUAGGGAACUGUGCCUCAACUCGCCGUACAGGUGUCACUCGUACGAUUACGGAGAUACCGGCGAGCUCGUGUGCCGUCUCAGCCACCAUUCCAGGGCCACGUUGGCAGACAUACAGGACCCCUACUUAGAAGUUCCAGAAGCUUCCACUUAUGAGCUCAACUCUUGUUACAAUAUAAGCAUCGAGUGCCGUUCAGGAGACAUGGUAGCUAGGAUUAAGACCAGCAAAUUAUUCAAUGGCAAGAUAUAUGCGAAAGGAAAUCCAAACUCUUGUGUUCAAGAUGUACGCGGAAGUUUGGACUUCGAACUCGAAAUGGCUUACGACGACGUGGAAUGUAACGUAAAACAACAAGGCCUAGGUAGAUACAUGAAUGACGUAAUUAUCCAACACCACGACACCAUAAUCACCAGUUCCGAUCUUGGUGUGGCCAUCACUUGCCAAUACGACUUGACCAACAAAACAGUUUCGAACGAGGUAGAUCUGGGUAUACAGGGCGAUUUGAAACCAGCCAUGACGGAGGAAGUUAUUGUGGACUCACCGAACGUCGCCAUGAAGAUUACAGACCGACAAGGGGCUGACGUUAAGCCUUCGGCCGAAGUGGGAGAUCCGCUGGCGCUUCGAUUCGAAAUAUUGGACCCGAACAGCCCGUACGAAAUAUUCGUCAGAGAACUUGUAGCUAUGGAUGGUGUGGAUUCCAGUGAAAUCGUGCUGAUUGACGCUGAUGGAUGUCCGACCGACCACUUUAUCAUGGGCCCUCUUUACAAAUCAUCAGACUCAGGAAGCGGAAAGAUUCUCUUAUCAUACUUCGAUGCGUUUAAAUUCCCGUCAUCCGAAGUGGUCCAAUUCAGAGCCCUGGUCACUCCUUGUAUGCCCACAUGCGAACCCGUUCAGUGCGACCAAGAAGACGCUUCGGGAGAACUCAGAUCCGUACACUCGUUUGGCAAGAGGAGGCGGCGAAGGUCGACCAAGAGUACAUCAGACGCUAGAGACGACAUGCUACUCGUGCAGAGCAUUCAAAUCACCGACAAAUUCGGAUUCGGCGCUCAACAGGCAUCGCCGGAAAUGAAUCCCACGGACACGACGGCUUUCAGCAUAAAGCACCACGACUACAAUAUCGAUAGUUUAUGCGUUAAUUUGUUCGGUGUUAUAAUAUCGUGCCUAGUGUUUCUGGCCGUUCAAGUUGCCGUGCUAAUAGCGUGGGCAUAUGUUUGGAACAAAAAACGACACGUCGACAAGUACCAUCAACAGGAUGGACUGUCCGUGAGUAUGAGCAUACCAGUGGGACGGACGGACAGCAUGUGCAAGCUGUACGAUACGGGGUACGCAAAACGAUACUAA